AUGUGUCACUCCUCUCCUAAGAGCCCAGCCCCGCUGCCAGGAAGGGGGAAAGCUGACACAAAAACUGGGGAGGCCUGGGGCUUGGAGGGCCAGACUGAGCCCAGGCGGAUCACAGGCAGACGCUGACAGACCCCACAGCAGCCCCAGGAGCCCAGAUACCAGCAGCCGGGGAGAGGGCCUAGAAGCUGCCUGCAGCCAUGUCGGCUCUCGUCCUGCUCCUUGCGGUUUUGUUCACUGCAGUGCCGCCUACCAGCUGUCAAGGCCUGGGGAGCCUGCAGCCCUGGCUGCAGGGCCUAAUCGCCGUGGCUGUGUUCCUGGUGCUGGUCGCAAUCGCCUUUGCCGUCAACCGCUUCUGGUGCCAGGAAGAGCCGGAGCCCGGGGACGUGGUCAUGACCGUUGGAAACAAGGCAGACGGAAUCCUGGUAGGAACAGAUGGAAGGUACUCCUCGAUGGCGGCCAGCUUCAGCUCCAGUGAGCACAAGAAUGCCUAUGAGAAUGUCCCCGAGGAAGAGGGCAAGGUCCGGAGCACCCCCAUGUGACCCCCACUUGCAUGUGGCCCCCAGCCCUGACCCCACGUGCCUGUGAUGGAUGCCCGGCUCACCACCCAAGCCGCUCCUUCUCUGUGCAGGAACCUACAGUAAGGGGCCCGCUCUUCCAACCCCACACUGCCCACCUUCGCUUGAACUGUCACCAGCCAAAGCCAGAGCUGUGUCCAGGUUGGGGCUCAGCUGGGGCCCUAGGGUUUCCUGGCAGGUCUCCCACCCAAUUCAAUUCAGAAGACCCUUCCGAAGAGGACAGUCAGCUCAUCACCUCCCACCCUGCCUCACACCCUCCCCCUCUAACUGUGGAAAUGGCUCUCAUUUCUGUGAAAUAAAGAUGUUUUGUAUUUCCAGG
Messenger RNA from Callorhinus ursinus (northern fur seal), 894 nucleotides. It is a transcript of the gene PDZK1IP1, whose product is annotated as PDZK1 interacting protein 1. Lineage: Eukaryota; Metazoa; Chordata; Mammalia; Carnivora; Otariidae. The record is from RefSeq and is a predicted model, not a curated record.